CAUCACUGUCCGAGUUGUUUGGCCCUGAGCUUAUCCGAAGAUGUUUAGAACGCGGCUCAGCGUUACCGGAGAACGUCCCGUAGCAGUCACAGCCAUUUCACAUCAAACGUUUUCCCCCUCACUUGUGCUAUCUCAUCCACUCUAACACCCUCGUGAAGUGUAGCGUAUACACAUCAGUGACCCCAUAGCGCAGGUACAACUCAGCAUGGCACCGAGUACCUCCACAUCGAUGCUAGCUCAAACCCCAGAGCUGAUCAACAAGCUCUCCACAGCAAUUGCCAGUCUGCACACCUCACCAACGCCAACAGACGUACUCCCAUCUCAAAAUGUCUUGUCAGAAGCACAUGCAACUCUCAAGAGUGACCUUCUAGAACAAGGAGCUGGCCUUGAAGAUACCAUCCGUCACCUGACUCAGGACCUGGGACCAGCACUCAACGCCUCCUCGCGCUCAGCAACCUACUACGGCUUCGUCACAGGCGGCUCGACACCCGCAGCUUCUCUUGCCGACAACCUCGUGACCCACUACGAUCAAAAUGUCCAAGUCCACCUGCCCAACGAGACCCUUGCUACGGGAAUUGAAGACCGCGCCCUCACCCUCCUCUGCUCGCUCCUCGACUUCAACCCUUCGCAAUGGCCGCAUCGCACAUUCACCACCGGUGCCACAGCAUCUAACAUUCUUGGCCUAGCUUGUGGUCGCGAGUACAUCAUCGCCGAGGCCAGCGCGCACCGCACGGAUGCCGAAGUCAGCGUUGGUGAACAUGGGAUUGUGGAAGCCAUGCGCCUCGCCGGUAUUGACAAUAUUCAAAUCCUAACCACCGUUCCGCACUCCUCCCUCAGCAAAGCUGCAUCGAUCCUCGGUCUGGGCCGAAGCUGUGUUAAGACGAUCGGUCGCGCAGACGCACCGCACAAAUUCGACAUGGAUCAGCUGCAGAAACAUCUUGCUCAGCCCGGCGCAGCAAGCAUCGUAGCCAUCUCCGCAUCCGAAGUAAACACCGGUCUCUUCGCCACCUCCUCGCUCCAGGAAAUGCAGUCCAUCCGGCAACUGUGCGACAUGUACGGCGCCUGGAUCCACGUCGACGGCGCCUUCGGUAUUCUAGCUCGCCUCCUCCCCUCCUCUCAACAAUACCAAGCUAUCAAAGACUGCACAGCGGGUCUCGAACUCGCCGACAGCAUUACCGGCGACGGACACAAACUACUCAACGUGCCGUACGACUGUGGCUUCUUCCUCUCCCGCCACCGCGCGCUGGCCGAGAGGGUCUUUGCGAACCCGAAUGCAGCGUACCUCGCGGCUGGGAGUGGGGGGGACGGUAUCAUGAGCCCCUUGAAUAUCGGGUUAGAAAACUCGAGGCGCUUCCGUGCAUUACCGGUGUAUGCUAGUCUUGUCGCGUACGGGAAAGCUGGGUAUAGAGAUAUGCUAGAGAGGCAGAUUGCGCUUUCCCGCGGUAUUGCCAAGUACAUCCACGAAAGCGAAGACUUUGAGCUUCUGCCCGAAGUCGAGGGUGAGGUGGCGGAGGCUUUGAGCAGUGUUUAUAUCAUUGUGUUGUUCAGGGCGAAAGAUGAGAAGUUGAACGGACAGCUGGUCGCUAAGAUCAAGGCGAGUAGAAGAAUAUAUGUGAGUGGGACGAGUUGGGAGGGCCGGCCGGCAUGUCGAUUCGCGGUGUCGAACUGGAUGGUGGACGUGGGAAGGGAUUUACCGGUUAUUAAGCAGGUGUUGCAGGACAUUGUUAGAGAAUAGGC
Macroventuria anomochaeta is the source of this 1737-nucleotide messenger RNA. Its product is annotated as pyridoxal-dependent decarboxylase. The coding region runs from base 206 to 1735 and encodes 509 amino acids. Gene Ontology annotation, molecular function: carbon-carbon lyase activity; pyridoxal phosphate binding. NCBI's taxonomy places the organism in Eukaryota, Fungi, Ascomycota, Dothideomycetes, Pleosporales, Didymellaceae. The transcript has a single exon. The record is from RefSeq and is a predicted model, not a curated record. Gene Ontology annotation, biological process: carboxylic acid metabolic process.